AUGUCGGAGCCUAUCGCUAUCAUCGGCACAGGAUGUCGCUUCCCUGGCGGCGCCGACACGCCUUCCAAACUUUGGUCCGUUAUACGUGAUCCUAAGGACCUAAGUCGCAAGCCGCCAGACUCACGAUUCAACAUCGACGCAUUCUACCACCCCGUGGGAACACAUCAUGGCACAACCAAUGCUCUGCAGUCAUACUGCCUCGAAGACGAAGGUCGAAGCAAUGUCACUGAAUUCGAUGCCGGUUUCUUCAAUGUCCAGGCUGCCGAGGCUGAUGCCAUGGACCCGCAGCAGCGAUUGCUAAUGGGAGUUGUCUAUGAUAGCUUGUGCGCAGCUGGCCAAUCGAUGGAGAAGUUACGCGGCUCGGACACAGCCGUUUAUGUCGGAUGUAUGUGUGACGACUAUAAUACCAUGUUAACUCGUGACUGGGAGACGUUGCCACGUUAUACGGCUACCGGACUUGAAAGAGGGAUACUUGCUAACCGCAUCUCCUAUUUCUUCGAUUGGCAUGGUCCAAGUCUCUCCAUCGAUACGGCUUGUUCGAGUAGCUUGGUAGCGCUGGAUCAUGCUGUACAAGCGAUCCGCAGUGGUCGAUCCAAGAUAGCGGUUGCGGCAGGGACCAGUUUGAUUCUCAGUCCAGCAAUGUACAUCUCGGAGAGCAAAUUGGGGAUGCUCUCCGCCACUGGCCGUUGCGCCAUGUGGGACGUCGCUGCGGACGGUUAUACCCGCGGAGAGGGAGUGGCUCCCGUCGUACUUAAAACCCUCUCUCAAGCUCUUGCCGACAACGACCCGAUCGACUGCAUCAUCCGCGAAACGGGUGUUAACCAGGAUGACCGUACUCCUGGUUUGACUAUGCCCAGCAGCCUUGCUCAGGCAGCUCUCAUUCGGCAGUGCUAUGCGAAAGCCGGAUUGGACCCCGUUAAUAACCCCCAGGAUCGGCCACAGUUCUUCCAAGCUCACGGAACCGGUACUCAAGCAGGUGACCCCCAAGAGGCAGAGGCAAUUGCGAACGCUCUCUUUCCCGGGGGAUCUCGUGCUGCAUCGACCUCAGAAAAGCUUCUCGUUGGGUCGGUCAAAACCGUCAUUGGCCACACUGAAGAUACCGCCGGCCUUGCUAGUGAGAUUACGACGUCUUUGGCUCUCAAGCAUGGAAUUGUUCCGCCAAACCUUCAUUUUAAGAAUUUGAACCCGAAGGUUGCUCCUUUCUACGACCAUCUUGAGAUUCCCACUGCCCCAACACCGUGGCCAAGCACCAAUGGCAGUGAUGUCAGACGGGCGAGCGUGAACAGCUUUGGAUUUGGAGGCACCAAUUCUCACUGUAUUCUGGAGCUGCCGCUGUCUAAACCCACGCCAGAUUCCAGCUCGGUCGCCCUGUUCACGCCACUAGUGUUCUCAGCUGCUUCCGCGACAUUGCUUCGAACAAUGCUCUCAUGGCAUUUAGACUACCUAAAGACAAACCCAGACGUCAAGCUCACGGAUCUCGCCUAUACGCUCCAACACAGGCGCUCUACACUCCCAUACCGCACGAGCAUUGUGGCGCGGGACGUUCCCGCGGCCAUUGAGUCGCUGGAGGGCAUUGUGAGCCCAGCGCCUGAUCAGAAAGCAGGCCCUGGCCUCGACACCCGUUUUGCAACACUCCCGCGAGCCGCCAAAGUGAUAGGCAUCUUCACUGGCCAGGGUGCUCAAUGGGCUCGUAUGGGGGCUGAGCUGAUCGAGAUCUCCCCUUUUGCGUCAUCCCGAAUGGAGCAGCUUGAUGAGGCACUGCAGAGUCUCCCGAAUGCAGAAGACAGACCAGUUCACGCAUUGGCGCAAGCGGCUCUUUCACAGCCACUGUGCACUGCCGUCCAGAUCCUUCUAGUCGAUAUUCUCCGCGAGGCUGGCGUCCACUUCACAGCCGUUGUAGGCCAUUCCUCUGGAGAAACUGGCGCGGCAUAUGCAGCAGGGUUUCUUUCCGCCCAAGACGCCAUCAGAGUCGCCUAUUUCCGAGGCGUUCACGCCAAGCGGUCUGCAAGCCCAAAUGCUCAUUCUCCUCGUGGUGCCAUGAUGGCUAUCGGCGCUUCGGCAGAAGAUGCAGCCGCCCUAUGCCGGGAAGCAAGGUUCGAAGGGCGAUUGCAGGUAGCCGCAGUGAACUCCAAUUCCAGUGUCACACUUUGCGGCGAUGAAGAUGCCAUAAACGAGGCAGAAGCAGUAUUGAAAGCGGAGCGUACGUUUGCGCGAAAGCUCAAAGUGGACACGGCCAACCACAGCGCCCACAUGCUGUCCUGUGCUGGUCCUUAUCUUGCCUCCUUGUCAGGCUGUGGCAUAAAGACCCUUCGGCCGUCCGACGACGUGGCAACGCAUUGGUUUUCAUCCGUGCACAGAGGAAUGGUUAUGACUCCAGACGCGCUCUCGAAUCAGUACUGGGUGGACAACAUGUGCAAUACUGUUGAGUUUGCCGGUGCACUCAAUGCUGCUAUCUUGCACAAUGGUGCAUUUGACGUAGCCAUUGAGGUUGGCCCGCAUGCUGCGCUUCAAGGUCCUGCUCUAGCCACAUUAGACGCGCUCCGAGCAGAAUCAAGCACACCAUAUACCUCCUCCGCACUCGGAUACAUUUGGGCACAAUUAGGGUCGGAGAGCAUCCGAUUCUUCGCCGUACAGGCCUUGUUGUCCGGGGAAGGAAACCCAUCAGUGCUUCAAGAUCUGCCCCCUUACCCCCGAAUCCCGAACCACUACAAGCACAGAGACCCGAGGCACGUGACCAAUGCAUUUCAAUGGAGGAAAAUGCUUCAGCCAAGCAAAUUGCAUUGGCUCAAGGGCCACAUGCUUCAAGGGCAGACGGUGUUCCCUGCUACAGGGUAUUCCUGCCCGGAUACUCCGGUCAGCCUUAUUAGGCUUCAAGAUAUCGACAUUCCACGCGCCAUCGCAUUUAACGACGAUUCGUCCACCGUCGAGGCGAUAUUCAGUGUGACGGCUGAGUGGGCUUGCUACUCUGUGCCCGAGGGAGCGGCUGCCUCAGUGCUGAACGCCAAAGGGCGCGUGUGGUGUCGUCUCGCCCCUGCCGAGCCAGAUAUUCUUCCGGUUGUGAAGGCGGACGCCUAUAAUCUUGUAGAUGUUGAUGAGGAACGGUUCUACGCCAACCUGUCAGGUAUUGGUUACGACUAUGCUCCGCCGUUCCGUGGCCUCUCAAAUAUCCGUCGUAAACUUGACUACAGCACUGGAGACCUACAAGACCAAUCUGGAACCGGUUGGGACGACAAUCUCGCAUUGCACCCCGGCAUGCUCGACUCUGCCCUGCAGACCGUGUUCGCAGCCUGGUCAUACCCCGGCGACACCUCAAUCUGGUCGUUGCAUGUUCCGGUGUCUAUCUCCUCAGUCACUAUCAAUCCUUACUUUACAAGUCUUAGUGAAGGAGGCAAACAGGCUACUCUGCGCUACGAAAGCCACAUUCGAAGCAGGAAACCCUCUACAGUGGGCGAGCAUGCGUUCGUGCAGUUUGAAGGAGCCACCCUCGUUCCAUUCUCAAGAGCUACAUCGAAGAAUGAUCUUCCGAUCUUUUCCAAAUUCGAAUACGGUGUUGCAUUUCCAGACGGACAGGUGGCUGCUAAUGGUGAAACCAUGUCCGAAUUUGAGAAUGCCAUAUGCUCUGGCCCCACUGGGCGCUGGUUAGCUCGCAUCCUGUCGCAGAUUGCGCACCGUCACCCAAGCUUGGAUAUCUUCGAAGUUGGUGCAGGAACGGGCGCAACCACCAGUGCUGUACUCAAGGAAAUGGGCGACACAUAUUCGUCUUACACCUUCACAGACAUCUCCAGUGGCUUUUUCAUCGACACAGAGGAGCGCUUCGCCAAGGAGGCCGGUCGUAUAGUCUUCAAGACAUUCAACAUGGAAAAAGCGUCUUCAGGUCAAGGCUUCGUUGAGGGUGUUUACGAUGUUGUUGUCGCUGUUAACCUAUCGAACGUAUGGCGUCUCCUGAAGCCAGGCGGCUUCCUCGUCGUCGCAGAGCUGACAUCCACCGAGCUGCUCUUCAGCGGCAUGACGGUUGGGACGCUUCCGGGCUGGUGGAUUGGUGCGGAAACUGGACGACCAUGGGGACCACUGCUCACUCUACGCCAGUGGGAUUCUACGUUGCGAAAGGUGGGAUUCUCGGGCAUCGACACUGUUAGUCCGGACAUUAGCGCCUCACUUCCCAUGUCCGUGUUUGUGGCACAGGCCGUCGACGACCAAAUUACUUUGUUGCGAAACUCUCCCACUGCCCGAGAGCGACCGGCCAAUGUGCGCAAUGACGACCUCGCAAUUGACGUUGCGCACGUACUCUCGCACCGCUUCCAGAACAAACAACACUUCGAUACCAUGGAAGGAUUUGCCGCUUCGGAUCUGGCUGCCUCCAAGACUUCCAUUACUGUUCUCUCUUUGGUGGAUCUGGACAGGCCUUACCUCGAAGAGCUGACACCCGCGAAAUUCGAUCCACUCAAAACGCUGUGGGCUGUUGGCGGAACCGUCGUAUGGGUAAACUGUGGCGCAAAGGCAGUUCGGCCCUACAGCCAUAUGAUGAAGGGCAUCAUCCGCACUGUGCAAACGGAGUACCCGAAUCUGAGUGUACAAAUGUACGACUUGGACCCCAAAGUGAAUGGUGGCACCGGGAUCGAGCAACGCACAGCAACCGAUUUGGCUCUGAACCUGCUCAGAGAGCAUAUUCUUCACGAGUGGGGUACCAACAGUGGAUUGCUGUGGACACCAGAACCUGGGAUUACUGUCAGCGAGGGGAAGGAGCUGUUUACCCGACUUGUGCCAGAUGUGGAGAAGAAUCAGCGUUAUAAUGCCCGCCGGAGAGAUGUCAUCACAACAGCAGACGCAGCUCAUGAGACGCUCCAGCUUGUCGCUGUUGAGCAAAGCGAGAAAGAGUGGUCAUUGGAGCUUCAGAAGACAUCCCCUCUGCGCUUGUCCCGUCGCUUGGCCGCUGGACAACGAAACGUGCGAGUCAAGUACUCCUUGCUUCAAAGCCUAGCUGUCGGCGUAGGCGGAUAUUCCGGACUGUGCCUCGGGACUGAUGAAGAUACUGGCGAGACCAUCAUCGCUCUUACCGAAUCCUCCGCUUCUCUUGUACGAGUCCCGGAUCACUGUUGCGUAUCUAUCGGAAACACUUCCUCGCCAUCGCUGCUCGCGUCUGUCGCCAAUAAUCUCAUCGCACAACGGAUCCUGUCCCUUGUUCCCAAGGGCACCACAUUGCUCGUCAAUGAGGCCGGCGUGGAAUUACAGGCGGCAGUGACGAGAAUUGCCAAUGCAACAGGUGUACACGCUGUUUUCACGAGAGCCGGAGCCCGACAACAAGGUGCCGGCCAUUCCAUCUUCCUACACCCAAAUCUCCAUCAACGCGCCAUUCUGGAAGCCAUUCCAAAUUCAGUCGCCGUAUUUGUUCAUUUCUCGCGUGGCGCUGCGUCAGACGCUUUGAGAAAAUCGAUCGUCAAAUGCGUGCCCCCGGCUUGCUUGAAGAUCGUGGAGGGAGAACUCAUGAGUUAUGAACUAAACCCUCCACCAACACCUGAGGCUGAGGCCACAAUUGUGCUCAUGCUCAAGGCCGCCGUCAACGACACUCUCGAAGUGGAUGACUUCAAAUCCGAUGUGGAAACCCUUACCCUUGAGGAUAUCACCCAGCAGACAAAGAGUGGGGCAUCUCUCCGCGUUCUUGACUGGACUACUAGCACCUCCGUUCCUGUCAAAGUUGAGCCUAUUGACAAUGGAAUCGUAUUCCGGGCCGAUCGGACAUAUCUUUUCGUCGGUAUGGCUGGUGAGCUUGGACAAUCGCUUGCGGAGUGGAUGAUCAAGCACGGUGCUAGAACUGUCGUUCUUACCAGCCGCAAUCCCAAAGUUAACCUGAAGUUCAUCGAAGAUAUGCGGAAGAGAUAUGGUGCACUUGUCAGGGCACAGUCCCUCGACAUUAAUCCCCGCCAAUUUCUCGACCGGGCACUUGGUGACAUCAAAUCCACCUUGCAUCCGAUUCUGGACGAACUCUUCGGCAAUAUGAAACUGGAGAGCUUCCGAAAGGUCACCGCACCCAAGGUGCUACGUACGCAGUUGCUCGACCAAGCGUUCUAUAAUGAUACCUCGCUUGACUUCUUCAUCCUCACAUCCGGUAUCGCAUCUAUCAUUGGAUGGACAGGUCAAAGCAAUUACUCCGCUGCCAACGAAUGGAUGACGUCUCUAGCCUCCAGCAGGCGGGCGCGUGGACUUGCAGCUUCCACCGUCAAUAUUCCAGCCGUGUUGGGCAUCGGAUAUGCAGCCCACGCCGACAACUUUGACUUCGAUUACUUCCAGUCGCUCGGCCACAUCAACAUCUCCGAGCAAGACCUGCACGCUCUUUUCGCAGAAGGCAUACUCUCCGGCCGCCCGGGUCAGGGUUCCAACCAGGUGUGCAUGGGCGUCACCUUCAUCCCACCUGACUUUGAAGUCAAGGCGUCGCACAAGCGCGACGUCAAGUUCAGCCACUUCAUCCAACGCGGCGAGAAGCAAGCUGAUAUCCAGGCAGCAAAGACCAGUGUACGCGUCAAGGUGCAGCUCCAGGUGGCACAGACUCCCGAGGAGAGCUACGCCAUCACCCGCGACGCAUUCUGGGCGCAGCUCAGACGCCUGCUGCGGAUUCCGGAAGAGGAGAAGCUGGACGGCACAACCGGCCUUGUCGAUCGCGGCGUCGAUUCACUCGUAGCCGUCGACCUGCGAGCAUGGUUCUUGAAGGAACUCGGUGUUGAUGUGCCUACGUUGAAGAUAUUGGGAGGCGGGUCCAUUGCGGACCUGAUUCGCACGGCGCUCGAGAAGAUGGUCGACGUUGCGGCGCCUGCCAUCACUGUCUCGACUGCCCAGUCAAGUGGCUCGUCUUUGGCAGCUCGGAGUCCAAGUCUCACGCCCGCUCCGCCUUCGUCGGAGUCGGCUUCUUCGGUUGCCGUCGGACUCGGAGGAGAGUUAUGA
This is a messenger RNA of Westerdykella ornata, 6933 nucleotides long. Its product is annotated as ketoacyl-synt-domain-containing protein. The record is from RefSeq and is a predicted model, not a curated record. The coding region runs from base 1 to 6933 and encodes 2310 amino acids. Lineage: Eukaryota; Fungi; Ascomycota; Dothideomycetes; Pleosporales; Sporormiaceae. The transcript is spliced from 15 exons. Gene Ontology annotation, biological process: fatty acid biosynthetic process; secondary metabolite biosynthetic process. Gene Ontology annotation, molecular function: 3-oxoacyl-[acyl-carrier-protein] synthase activity; fatty acid synthase activity; phosphopantetheine binding.